GCAGUGCGUACACGAGACCCUGCUUCUCUUCGCCGAGGCCCUCCAAGAAAACAAGGAGGUGGAACUCUCCUUCAAGGGCAUCGGCAUCCUUGCUGUGCGAAAAAAAGUGGUCAGCAUGACCUUCUUGGACGAGUGCCUGCUGGAGCUGGAUGGGACAGGGAACAUGCUGGCAGCUCUUCUCGGGGACCCUAAGAUGAUGAGGAUCGUGGCCUUCGCGGGCAAAAACGAUUUUAGUCGUCGCAGUCGAGACACGGUCAUCACGCUGCCAAGGCUUGCAUUUGAGAUCCCCCACCAAACAUCGGUCCCCACGAUUUCUCUGAAGCCCACGAGAGAUCUGGCGCCCUGGGGCGGGGGUGCCCGCAGAGUGAGUGUGCUGGAUCCAGUGUUCCUGGCUCAGCGGAGGGUUUCUCUAGCCAGACAGCAGGUGAAGGAAGGCGAACAGGCUACAGCCAAGGAAGCUGGCCCAGGCAGAUUCCUGCCAGUAAUCCAGCAGAAUUCCAAGGAGGACCUGACGCAGGCCAGACCUCCAGGCUGCCCAGACUUGCAGCUCCCUGCAUGUGCCGCGCAGCCCUCAGGAAUGGGAACGGGCUCCCUCCGCGCGGAGAGGGCAGGGAAACGGCACCAGGUGCUGAUGGCAUCCAGGCGCAAAGAGGUGGAAGCGGAAGUGUGGCACCAAUACCAUGCCAAGAGAGCGGGGCAGCACAUGGAGCGAGGCCAGACCUCCUGCCGCCACCUGUUCGAGGAUCCCUAUCGCCCUCCCCACCUCCUGAGAAAGGCCUACGCCGAGAAGCUGAAGGAGAGGCUACAGGAGAAGGAGAGCUGCCAGAGGCCUGCGAGGCAGAUGGCGUCCGAGGGGCGGGCAGAGCUGCACCCCCCGCAGACAGCGUGGGAAGUCAAGGGGGAGAAGACGAGGCUGCUGGAGCGCCGCGGGAGGGCCCAGGGACUGCCCGCCAUGCCAAGGAGCUGCGAGCAGCCCCGAGGAGCUGUCACGGCGUCCACCCUUUCCAGCCGGAGAGCUGCCAGCAACGGGUGGCAGGGGCGAGGAGCGCCUUUCCAAGGGGAACGUGCCAAAUAAAGGCUGCUGGUGCCUGGGCCCAGCCAGCGUGGCCGUGCUGCUGCCUGCCUUGCCUUUCUCUGCGGCCACGGGCACGGGAGGGGCCCCGCAGCCCCCUGCUCGGAGGGGUCUCUGGGCAAAUGGCCAGAGGACUGGUCCUGCCAGCCGGUCACCACAGGCCAUGCGACCAGGAGAGCGGUGUCCCUUCCAGGAAAUAACUGAAAAUAACUGCUAGAAUGUAGAGCUAAAUCAUGCACAGACAUAAAUUUACAGUUUUGGGUAGUGGAGGCGAAUAAUAUAAUAUCUGCAUUGAAAUGUGUUGCAUGCCUUUAAAAAAAAAAAAUGAAGCGGAAAAAAAGUAUUUACAGAGA
Messenger RNA from Tyto alba (common barn owl), 1425 nucleotides. RefSeq lists its product as uncharacterized. Bases 116 to 1075 code for a protein of 319 amino acids. NCBI's taxonomy places the organism in Eukaryota, Metazoa, Chordata, Aves, Strigiformes, Tytonidae. The record is from RefSeq and is a predicted model, not a curated record. The transcript is spliced from 8 exons.